Messenger RNA from Plectropomus leopardus (leopard coralgrouper), 442 nucleotides. The record is from RefSeq and is a predicted model, not a curated record. Lineage: Eukaryota; Metazoa; Chordata; Actinopteri; Perciformes; Serranidae.
GACACACGGGGGACAGACCGCAGACAUGGACACCACCACGUCCAUCAAGAUGACCACUCUGGCCAUCCAGAACCUGUUCAGCUACGUGGAGGAGGAGAACCUGGCCGCUCUCAAGGCUCACCUGGACCGCUUCAAGGAGGUGGACGGACGCAGCGACAACGGUCAGACCCCUCUGAUGCUGGCGGCGGAGCAGGGCAGUCUGGAGAUCGUCCAGGAGCUCAUCAGGAGAGGAGCCAACGUCAACCUGGACGACGUGGUGAGCCAAUCAAACGCACACACGCGGCCGCUCCCCGUUCUCAGCUCCUUCACCUCGGAUGCUGCGGUUGCUAGGAGACAGGCGGAGGACUGCUGGUCAGCGCUGAUCUCUGCAGCCAAAGAAGGUCAUGUGGAGGUGGUGAAGGAGCUGCUGGAGAACAGCGCCUACAUCGAGCACAGAGACAUG